Triplophysa dalaica is the source of this 4217-nucleotide messenger RNA. RefSeq names its product leucine rich repeat and fibronectin type III domain containing 4a (gene lrfn4a). The record is from RefSeq and is a predicted model, not a curated record. The coding region runs from base 859 to 3543 and encodes 894 amino acids. Gene Ontology annotation, molecular function: protein binding. NCBI's taxonomy places the organism in Eukaryota, Metazoa, Chordata, Actinopteri, Cypriniformes, Nemacheilidae. The transcript has 4 exons.
ACAGACAUCGACUUGCUCCCUGCAUCAAAAGCAACAAAUCAGACUCAUGGAGCACAGGAACACGGAGCGAAACGGUAAAAACAAGGCAUUGAUUGACCAGCUAAUAAGCGACAACAGUGCGUGGUUAUCUGAAGAUUUUUGUGGCUGUAGGUGAUGGUUUCCUACUUUAAGGGCAGGGCUUGCUGGGACUGUCUGUAGGAGUAAAACAAAAGAGCCCGUGGAGGAAUUCUGUUAUGAGGAUGCCAACCACACGCACACUUUGAGGAAAAGGGCUGUUGGAGAAAACCACAGAUCUAUAAGAUGGACGCAGGAUUUGGAAAUCAGUUCUGUCAGAGAUGAACUGGAUCGGAAGGCACUUCUCGAAGCACAUUUGCAGCUAAAAGAAGAUUUAUAUUAAAGAUGCAUUCAUUGGAUUCUCAAUGUGAAAAUACUCUUUGCUACUAACUAUGGGGAAUCUUGUUGCAUGAAUGUUUCAAAAGGCAGGAUAUAGAGACAAGUAAUGAAUAUUAUGAAAAAGCACACGUAUCUACUUCUUUUAAAGACUGAGGAUUAAGGGGAUGGAGCCGUGUGACUCAAGGCGGAUAAAGGAACGCCACGGCAGUAAUGAUGUGACUGUCAGCAAUUCAUCCAUUUGACAUCUGAUCCAGCGUACAGGAUCAUGAUUUGUGGCCAUUAACAAAUCGGAAUAAGAAACAAUCUGAAGACUCAACAUUUCCACAGUGCAUCACCCUGGAUUUGCAUCCGAAGUAAUGAGGGAACUGACAGGGCAGAUCACAUACAAAAAAAACUAAAGGCUUGGAAACCAUUUUACAUCUUGAUGAAACAGACACCACAGGUCUGUGGACUACCUGGAUUACCAUGCCACGCACACCACCAGGAAGUCCAGCAAGAGGAACCGAAGUGUUGCAAGAACAGGACACGAAAUGGAGAUAUCCUUCACCAACUAUUCCCAUCAGCACAAUACAUGUCAACCCCAUGCCACAAUCAACAAUUCUCUGGCUAGGCCUCAUAGGCUUUGUACUGUUGAGAAGCGGACCAGUUGUGUUGGCAGGCGAGACGUGGGGCAUGGUGUCAAUCUGCCCGAUCCACUGUGUGUGUCGGAAUUUAUCAGAGUCUCUGAGCACAUUGUGUGUGAAUAAAGGUCUUCUUUUCGUGCCACCGAACAUUGAUCGCCGCACUGUGGAGCUCCGUCUUGCUGACAAUUACAUUGUGGAAGUGGGAGGUACCGACUUUGCCAAUAUGACAGGACUGGUCGACCUGACACUGUCACGUAACACCAUCCAUGCUCUAAAACCAUUUGCCUUCUCUGAUCUGGAGAGUUUGCGUUCGCUUCACCUGGACACCAACCGUCUCACUGUGGUGGGACCUCAGGAUCUGACAGGUCUUGUUAACCUUCAACAUCUCAUCAUCAACAACAACCAGCUAACCAACAUCUCAGCAGAUGCUUUUGAUGAUUUCUUACUAACUUUGGAGGAUCUGGAUCUUUCCUACAACAACCUCCGGAGGGUUCCUUGGGAAGCUAUUCAAAACAUGGCUAGCCUGCACACCUUAAAUUUGGACCACAACCUCAUAGACCAAAUAGCUGAGGGUUCUUUCGGCGAGCUCUUCAAACUCUCCCGUCUGGAUAUGACCUCAAACAGAUUACAGACUCUUCCUCCCGAUCCGCUGUUUUCCAGAUCCCAGAUUGGGGUUGUCAGUCCGACUCCAUACAAUUCCAUCAUCAGCCUUAACUUUGGGGGCAAUCCCCUGCACUGCAACUGUGAGCUGUUGUGGCUACGACGACUGAUCCGUGAAGACGACAUGGAGACAUGUGCCACACCUAUUCAUUUGGCAGGCCGCUACUUCUGGUCAAUCCCAGAAGAAGAGUUUACCUGCGAACCUCCACUAAUCACCCGUAAUACCAACAAGUUGUGGGUGCUGGAGGGUCAAAGGGCCACGCUUAAAUGCAGAGCAAUCGGUGAUCCCGAGCCAGUUAUUCAUUGGGUGUCACCAGAUGACCGUAUAAUGGCCAACACAAGUCGCAUUCGCUCGUACUACAAUGGCACGUUGGAUUUUUUAGUGACCCGUGCCAGGGAUGACGGCACCUAUACGUGCAUCGCCAUCAAUGCUGCAGGGGAAUCCACAGCUUUGGUGGAUUUAAAGAUCAUCCCUCUGCCCCACCGAGGGAAUGUUACAAUAUCCCUAAUCAACCAGAGAGACCCUGGAUCCUCUGAUAUUAGCAGUGGGCGGGGAGGGAUUGAUGGGGUAGGGAAUGGUGUGGUGACUGUAAGGAACGUCACCGGGGGUAAGGCAGAAUCUGGAGAGAAGGGAUUUGGCAGCAAUGGAGGAAACGAGAACUUGGUUGGAGUUUUGGGUGUGACAUCUAGUUCAGCCCAGAUCCGCUGGAAAAUGGGUAGAUCCUCAACUCCUUUCUUGGUUUGGAUGUACCAAAUCCAGUACAACAGCACAGCAGACGAUGCACUUGUUUACAGAAUUCUGCCUCCAGCUAGUAACAGUUUCCUGCUGAAAAACCUGGUGUCAGGAGCAGACUACAGCCUGUGCGUCUUGGCCAUAUUUGAUGAUGGCAUCUCCUCCCUGGCUACAACAAAGGUGUUGGGUUGCAUCCAGUUCAGCACUAAAGAGGACUACCCAGAAUGCCGUUCUCUGCAUGCUCACUUCCUGGGCGGCACGCUGACAGUGAUGGUGGGUGGCGUGGUGGUGGUAACCCUUCUGGUCUUCACCGUGGCCAUGAUGGUUCGCCAUCGCGUCUGCGGCGAGUGUCGAGAUGAUGCCAACAGGUCGGGUAAGUUUUUGCCAGCCAAAGGCGUGGAUGUUUAUGCCCAGACGAACGGAAACAACAGCAUGAUGAUGGUGGCGCUGCCAAAUAGAGUCUUGGCCCAAAGAUCAAAAGCAACACAGGACAAAAACAAGUCUGGCUCGGCACCCAAACCAAAACAGAGCCCGGAGCCGCACCGUGGCCAGAGCGUGGACACGUGCGGUGGGGGUGAAGGUGCAGCGAAGGAAAAAUGUUUCAGCCCUCACACACCAGAGAACGAAAGAUUGACACUCUACUACUCCCCGAGUAACACGCUUCCCCUACCGACACACAAGCGAACUGGUAGGCUCAAGUUACGGAAGUCUCUGGAGACAGAGGGAGAUGUGGACAUGGGGCUGGGGGGUGGGCGAGUCUCUCUUGCAUUGACGCAGGAUGGAGAGGAAGAACGAGACGAAGAGUCAGACUUGGGGAGGGCUCUGAGAACCAAACGAAGCUGCUCUUUCGACGUGGGUGAAAUCACCACCACCACCAGCUGCUACGGCUACGCCAAGCGGCUGAGCGUCAUCUGGACCCGUCGUAGUCAGUCGCUGCAUGGCAUGCUGGUCCACUGCACCUCCACCACCAGCACAUCCAGCACGGGCAGCGAGCAGUACGGUCACGCUCUGACACAAAACUAUCUACAUGCCUUUGCUUCAAACAACUCCUCAAACUCCAACUGUAACUCGACUUCUAACUCCAACAGUAGCAUGACUGUCAACCCAAGAGACCUGGAGGAAAGUGUGGUGUAGCCACUUUCAGGGUCAAAGCGACCUAUAAAAAGAUCAAAAGGGACCAAUGCGGUAACUCGAGAACACAAACUAUGAAAGUGUGAUUAUCAGAGGAGAACAGAAGUCGAUGUGGAGCGGUGGUCCUGACACAAAAGAUUGGCUAUUAUGUGAUUAUUUUAGCAACAACAAGGCUCGAAAUCAAUUUAUUCGGAGACAAAGAACGUUGAGUUGGAUUGUUGAAAAAAAUGUAUAAGAACAUGUUUGUUUUUAAUGAUGGGCUUAAGGCAUUGGGGAUUACAACCUAAAGCAUCUGUUUCAACAAGAUUAACGAACCAAUUAAUAAAUGGUUGAAUAAAUCAGCCACAACUUUAUAUUCGAGCAACACUAUUUGAAUGAUAAUGCCAAGCUGAAACAAGGGGGUAAAUUUUACAAAAACAAAACCCAAAGAGAGAGUCUAUUAUCUGUCAAAAUAUGCUGCUGUGAACACAUGUGGGCCCUCUGAUGAGAGGAAAGUAUAUAAAUACGCUGUAAAGUGUCUUUUCAAUUUUCUUGGUGGUUAUGUUUUUCCAAUGAAUAUCGAAAAGAUAGGGCAGGGUGAGCUAUUGAACAUUUCAGCACGUUGGCUAAACGGAUGAAUCAUUUGUUCAAAUGUCAUUCAACAGUGGAUUCUGAAUAGUCAUUCUUGUUCUUGUCUG